AUACCAGCACCGCUGCCCAUUCCCAAUUCACCACAAAAAUCUUGCCUCCGAGCACAGGUCUGUCACCCAUACACACACAACUCACCGAAUAAGUCGUUAUGGAAGACUCAACCGAAUACGAACGACUCCGUCAAGAAAACAUCCUGAAAAACAAAGAGCUACUCCUACAACUUCAACUCGAUGCCGCCUCCGUCGGCGCCACUAAAAAAGCCGCGAUAUCGUCCAGCGGCAGUGCUAGCAAACCGAAGAACCGAAGCGUGAGGAAAGAACUCCAAAGUCCUUUACCCAGAAGGAAGUCUUCUCGCCUUGCUGGUUUGCCAGCAGAUUCUGAGGUCACUAAGAGAAAGUACGAGGAGGGUAUUGCCGCCCUUCAGGAGGUAGAGAGAGCCAAGAGGGCAAGAGUUGCUGGAGAUCUGAGCUUUGAAAUCCAACAGGGUUUAGUUGAUAUUACCAAGAGCGCCAGGUUCGAAAGGACAUUUACGGAUGAAAAUGUCCAGGGGACUACGGAUAAGGAUUUGAGAGCGAUGAGGCAGAAAAUGAUGGGUUUGGGACUUUACGACCAGCACCCCCCGAAUGGUAAGUCAACCAAAGUCUUAACAGACUGCGAAUCAGAACGCGGGUUCAAACUAAUCUAUGCGCUUGAUUAGAUAUUAAAAUUUGUCCUGAGCGUAUAGUAAGGACCCUCUCCCUUCCCGCUGCCACGGGAAUGAUAAUAUCUUACUCUAGCCACCCAGUAUCACAUGGCUUUCCACCCGACAACCGAGAAGCAACUGAUUUUUGCUAGUGACAAGGCAAGACCUCCAGACCCCAUGACUACAAAAUGAAUUCCUCCACUAAUUAUUUUUGAUUCAGAUGGGAACCCUCGGUGUAUUCGACGCCCAAUCUAACAAAGAGGAUAAAGACGGGAACCCGACAGCCGACAUCAGCCAAUAUAAAGUGCACUCUCGAACAAUAUCUACCUUUGCUUUCGACCCUAUCUCUGCCACAACCCUUUACACAUCUUCCUAUGACGGGAGUAUACGAAGGUUCGAUCUGGCCACUGGCGUGGCUUCCGAGGUUUUCGUUGCAGAAGACGGUGAUGCGCUGAGCGGCGUCGAAGUCCAUGGUACCAACAUGCUCUACUUUUCCACAUUAGACGGUCUUUUCGGCCGACGGGACCUAAGGCAGAAGAGGACAGACAUAUGGGCGCUGCAUGAAAAGAAAAUUGGAGGCUUUUCCACACACCCACGUGCUCCUCAUCUUGUUGCUACCAGUGUAAGUGAUGUCCCCCAUGCCCCAACUUCACACAUGCCAACCUUAAACGACAGUCCCUGGACCGCACCCUAAAAAUCUGGGACCUUCGAAAAGUCGUCAAAACCUCCGAAUACCGAACUCUUGCAUUAGUAGCCGAACAUCCCAGUAGGCUAAGCGUCAGCUGUGCCCUCUGGUCGUCAAGCGGAAGCAUAGCAACAACCUCCUACGACGACACUAUCAAGAUCUAUAAAUUCCCUGACGCCGUUAGGUGGGGCCCUACCAGCAAUUUUGGAACAGUCGAACCGGACGUGACUAUUAAUCACAAUAAUCAGACUGGCAGGCAUGUCCUUUCUUCCCCUCUUUCAUCAAUCAGUGCUAACACAUUCUAUAGAUGGGUUACCAUCCUUCGUGCCCAAUGGCAGCAAGCGCCCCCAAAUGGGCAGCAAAAGCUCGUCAUUGGAAAUAUGAACAGAUUCCUGGACGUCUACUCCGAGAACGGCGAACAACUAGGCCAAUUAUCACACGAGAGCGUCACAGCUGUUCCCGCAGCAGCCCAAUUCCACCCGACCCAGAAUUGGAUUGCCGGCGGGACUGCAAGUGGUAAGGUGGUCCUAUUCGUUUAGUCUUUGUGUGGGUAGCAGAGAGAGGACGCCGAUAUUAGAAUGAUUCGGAGGAUAGGGAGGGUUACGGCGUUAUCAUUUACUUUGCCAAUGGGGAAGCGUGGGGGGGGUAGUUCGGUUUUAAAGUUUUGAAUCGAUUCGCACUUGUGUUCGGGAGCGGAAAUGUUUUUUUUUCAAAAACGAUGGAUCGUAGGUUGUGGGAAGGUCUCAUGUAUACUAUAAUAGCUAGUGGUCACAUUCGAUUUCCUUGUGGGCCAGCCGGUGCCCUUAUACGCGG
Messenger RNA from Tuber aestivum (summer truffle), 2130 nucleotides. The record is from the annotation of a GenBank genome assembly. Lineage: Eukaryota; Fungi; Ascomycota; Pezizomycetes; Pezizales; Tuberaceae.